Messenger RNA from Chara braunii, 2306 nucleotides. NCBI's taxonomy places the organism in Eukaryota, Viridiplantae, Streptophyta, Charophyceae, Charales, Characeae. The record is from the annotation of a GenBank genome assembly.
CGUAGAAGAAGGCAGAAGAUGCCGAGCAGGCACGUCGGCUGGCACUUGAACAACAGCGCCAGCAUGACGAGGCAGCAGCAAGGGCUGCCGAUGAGGAAAGAGUCCAGCGUCGUGAGAAGAUAUUUACCGGAGAGCGGGCGUUACUUACCAUGUCAGCGGAAUGGCGGACCGAGGCCAAGAAUAACCAGUUGGAGGACAGCGCAAACAAGAUAGCGCUCCUCCUCUCGCAUCUCACGGAUCUCCUGGCAACCUGCAUUACACAGCAGGCAGAGAUCCUUGGUCUCGACAGAUCGCUAGCUCACCUCCAAGACCGUUUUCAGCGGUUGGAGCAGCGACCAGUCGCCGCCGCCGACGCAGGCUCAUCCAAUACUGUCGACCGCCUCAGUGCCUUGGAGAUGCACGUCGGCUCACUCCAGGAUGGCGCACAGUUACAGCUCACCGCGACGCAACAGUUGCAGCAGCGGGUCUGUACCACCGCCACUACCUCGAGUUCGGAGCCGCGCGAGUCAACUCCAAAGUUUGACGGGCAGGAGAUCUUCUGCGACGCCAUGAAGACAGAUCCGAUUCCAUGGUUUCGCAAGUUCGAGCUCACGUUGCAGCUCCACAAUGUCAAGGAACACAAGCAUCACGCCUACUUGGGGCACGUCAAGGAACACAAGCAUCACCGCCACUACCUGUUGUCCAAGUACGGAGUGGUAGCUAACGACUUGCACACCAAGAUCACCUGGGAUGAUCUGAAGGCGGCGUGGCACAAGCGGUUCCAGGUGGAGCCGUCAGAGAUCAAAGCCAUGGACAAGCUCAUGGUCUUCGAGCAAGGCACGCUGCCGAGUAUGGACUGGAUCGCCGAGUACCAACGCUUGACGUCAGUCCCAGACAUCCAGAUGGGCUUCAAGGCCAUCCGCCACUACUUCAUCUCAAGGUCAUGUCCGACAUUAAGCAAUGCCCUGACUCAUGUCGAGGACACCUUGACGACGACGGCGGAGUUGUUUGACAAGGCUGCGCAGAUCAUUAUCACGAACAAGGAGGCCAAGAACCUCCGUUCAUCUGCGUCAGGCCCGAGCAGGGACCAGCAUUGGCCAAGAGUGGCCGUGGUCGCAGCGGCAGCGCCGUUGGACCAAACCAGUGAGGCUGCGUCUGCCAGUGAAGGGGAAAGAUUCGCAGCCGCCCGGGAAGGUGGCCGCCCCGGCAGAGGCCGAGGACGCGGCAAGAUGAAGACACACACCGCAUCUAGCCCCGGGCCAGGUGCAGCAGCUGAGACAGGCCCAUGGACCCAGGAAGCGAUUGCCAUGGACAUUACCGGCCCGUUCCCCAAGCACAAGACCGGAGUGGAUGGGAUUCUCACGGUGGUCGACCGACUCACCAAGUUCACCAUGUUCUUGCCUUGUCGCUAUCAUGCCAAGGCACCAGGGUUGGCCGAGGUUCUUUACGCCGGUUGGAUUCGAACCAAGGGUUACCCCAAGGAAAUCGUCUGCGACCGCGACACUCGGUUCAUGUCCGAUUUUUGGUUGGCACUCAUCAAGCGAUGGGGCUCAUCUCUCAAGCCCAGUUCAGCUCGCCACCCUCAGACCGAUGGCCAGACGGAGAGGGCGCAUCAGACCGCACAGGUUCUCCUUCGCACUCUCAUCCGCCCUGACCAGAAGGACUUGGUUGAGCGGCUGCCGGAUGUCGAGUUGGCCUACAACUCAUCUAUCCACCCGGCUAUCGGGAUGUCGCCCUUUGAGUUUGAGCACGGCUCGCCGGUCACUUCACCGUUGAACACUAUUACUCCACGAACGGCCGAGAGCGACAACCAUUUUCUUUUCUUGCGUCGGAUGCAAGAGCUUCUUGUCAAGGCACGCGAUCAGAUGGCUAAGACGCAGCAGCGCAUGAGCCAACAGGCCAAUCGCCAGCGUCUUCCUUGCCCAUUCCGCGCAGGCGACCUUGUUUGGGUUUCCGCAGCGGAAUUCAGCCUUGAACAAGACAUCUCUCGCAAGCUCAUCCCGAAAUGGAUGGGGCCUUGGUCGAUCGUAGCGCCCGCUGGGGACGCACCCGAAGGACCUUCCUUCACGAUUCAGCUGCCUGGCCACUUGCCGGUCUACCUAGUCUUUCAUUGCUCCAAGUUGGCUCUUUACACGCCAGCGGAACAUGACGAUUUUCCCGGGAGACGUAAGCAAGACCCACCUUCUAUGGACGGUUUUCAAGAGGUCGGCGACAUCAUCUCCCAGCGACGCUACGGCAACAAGCCAACURAGUAUUUGGUGCACUUUGCAUACUGCACACACUGAGUUGACCGUUGGUUAACCCGUGCGGAACUUCAAGCAACAGCU